This is a messenger RNA of Anoplophora glabripennis (Asian longhorned beetle), 717 nucleotides long. It is a transcript of the gene nuf, whose product is annotated as rab11 family-interacting protein 4. Lineage: Eukaryota; Metazoa; Arthropoda; Insecta; Coleoptera; Cerambycidae. Gene Ontology annotation, biological process: endocytic recycling; regulation of cytokinesis. The record is from RefSeq and is a predicted model, not a curated record. Gene Ontology annotation, cellular component: recycling endosome membrane; endocytic vesicle; midbody.
GAUGAACAAAGGAGAUCCAAAGAAUUACUGGCCAGAAUGGAACGUGAGAAACAACUCCAACUUGAAAAUGCUAGCAUUCGAUUACAAUCUUCUGAAACAGAAUGUUCCAGUUUAAAAGAGGAAAUAGCUAGGCAACGAACACGAAUAGAUAAAUUCGAAACUCAAAGACAAGAAAUGAUGGAUCAAAUACAGGAUCUUACUAAUGAUCUCAACCGAAGUAAAGAGGAAAUGAAAACUUUCAAAGAACAAGAAAAUAGGUUAAAACGAGAUUAUGACAUCCAAACACAUUUAUUGGAUGAACUGUCCAAAGAAGUUGAAAGACUAAGAAUGGAAACUCGUACACCAGCUUUGCCAACAACUUCCCCAGAAACUUUAAGAUUAGAGGAAUUACAUGAAGAAAUGUCUGCCCUAAGAGCCGAAAAUUCCCAUCUCCAGGAAGUAAACGAAGAACUACAGGCAAGCCUUCUUCAUGCAGGAUUGGAGACUGGGAGAAUGCUUACUACUGGUGAAAAUAAUCUUGCCGCAGAACUGGACAUUAUGUCUCAGGAUGAGGUGCAGAAAGCUUUAAAAGAGCAACAAGAAGUUAAUAGACAAUUGAGGACUUACAUUGAAGGCAUAUUACUCAACAUUGUUGAAAAUCAUCCCCAACUUCUUGAAGUAAAACAUCAAAGGCCUAUUUAAUAAAUUUUAUGUACCUCAAUUCUUCGGUACAAAUAA